This is a messenger RNA of Aspergillus puulaauensis, 2385 nucleotides long. RefSeq lists its product as uncharacterized. The record is from RefSeq and is a predicted model, not a curated record. Bases 1 to 2385 code for a protein of 794 amino acids. The transcript has a single exon. Gene Ontology annotation, molecular function: protein binding. NCBI's taxonomy places the organism in Eukaryota, Fungi, Ascomycota, Eurotiomycetes, Eurotiales, Aspergillaceae. Gene Ontology annotation, cellular component: cytoplasm; nucleus.
AUGCCUCCCCCGGCAGAGGACGCCAUCCGUGCCGUCUCCGUGCUGGCCACGCAACUCGGCAACCAGAUCUCGGUGCUGAUGCUGAAUUAUAUUAGCACUGCCAAAGAUCUGCCCAACGAGUUCCGCGCCCUCUCGCACACGUUCCUCGACACCUCUCGCACACUAUGGGCGAUUGAAACCGGCGUCAGCGAGCUGGCGGCCGCCAACCGCGCCCUGCCAGAGGUCAUCAUCAACGAAGUCGAGAAGAAAUUCGCCGCCGCAUACGCCGAAUUCCAGUCGCUCGAGAAGCUCAUUGGGAAGCUCAACCACUACGAGCACCGCGGGACGUGGGGGAAGCUGCAGCGCGGCCUGCACCGGCCAAGCCAGGAGCUGCACCGCAUCCACGAGUCGCUUAAAAAAACCAACGAGGCCCUCCAGAUCAGCGGCAUGGCCUUCCACUGGACUCUGUCCCAGGGAGACUCUCGCUCGGAGGAAUCGUUGGGCGGGGGCUAUGCGAGCCUUGCUGCUGCGCUGGACCGCAUCGGCAAAGGCCGGUCAACCGCGACGGUCGACAAGGUGAAUACUCCUGAUCCUGAUCGCUCGCAUGCUUCUGAAAACUCGCUGCGGUCGUCGUCGCCCUCUGUGCCUCCAAAGAACGCUCCCUCUGCCCCGAGCCGGCUCGGCCAGAACCCGUCUAUCGAGCAGAAGCAGCCUCCGCCGGACGAUGCUGAGACGAUUGCCGACGACAUGUCUUCGAUUCUAUCGCUGAACGGCUUCCUUGUCUCCCAGCCCGAUCGUGAGCCCGUACGAACCUCCUCUCUCCCUCAGCGCGGGCCUGUGGCCAGACCGGGUCCGACUACGGCGUCAAUCGCGGAGGUAUACAGCAGGCACAACGAGGUCUCUAGCCAGGCCAGUCGGUUUGCCAAACCGCAGCCUGAUACGCCAGCGCGGUAUUUGAAUGUGGCAGUGAGCCAGCAGAACACGGAUAGUAUGCGCCAGCUGCUGGCCCAAGGCGCAGACCCGAAUCAACAGACGAGCAGUGGCACGACGCUGCUCAUCCAGGCAAUCCGCGAGCGCACUCCACAUACCAUCCUGAACAUCCUACUAGCCGGCGGAGCAGACGCAAACCGGAAAGACAACUACGGCAAGACGGCGCUCUGCGAAGCGGUGCAGAGCAACCAGCCCGACAGCGUGGCCGCCCUGCUGGACCGCGGAGCAAACCCUAACUUGCCCGGCCCCGAGCAUGCCCUCUGGCCUGCAGUCUAUCGCCCCGACUGUCUGCGCAUCCUGCUCGCUCGCGGCGCAGACAUCAACAAGACUCCUGGUCUCAUGGAGCAGGCCACCAGCGUCAACAGCAUCGACGCCGUCCGAGUCCUGCUGCAGGCCGGCAUCGAUCCAAACUGCAAGAAAGACGGCAUCUACACGCCCCUGUGCUCCGCCAUCCGCGACGACCGCGCAGACAUCAUCUCCCUCCUGCUCGCCCACAAGGCAGACCCAAACCUCAUGGCCUCCGAAUACCCGGCCUGGAAAUGCAUCACCCACAACCGCCUCCACUUCCUGCCUGACCUCCUCGCCGCCGGCGCAGACCUACACAACCCCCCCGGAAUCGCCCAGUGCGCAGCAUCCCACAACAACCUCGCAGCCCUGACCUGGCUCCUCCAAACCGGCGGCGUCAAUCCAAACGACCGCACAAAGUCCGGCCACACAGCCCUCACAACCGCCCUCCGCGAUAACCGCCUCGAAAUGCUACAGUUCCUGCUCUCGCACGGCGCAGACCCGAACCUCCGCGGCCAAGACUGGCCCAUCUACAUGGCCACCAAGUCGCCGUCUUUGCUCAAACUGCUACUCCCGAAAGUCACGAACCUAGCCUCACAUAAAGGCGUCGUUGAGCGCGCCGUGCAGGCUAAUCAACUCGACAGCGUCAAACUCCUUCUCGACGCCGGUGCAUCCGCAGAGUGGAAGAACGGCGGCGUCUUCUCUCCUCUCACUACUGCUCUACGUGAAAGACAUAACGACAUCGUACACUUCCUACUCGAGCAGGACGAUGCCAACACCAAGGACGGCAGCAAGAACGGCAACAAUGGCAGCAGGUGCAGGGCAGACCCCAACGCCCCCGGCGAACACCUCCCCCUCGUCAAAGCCAUCCGCCGCUGCGACGACGGGGACCUUUCCAUGAUCUCGCUACUCCUCAGCAAAGGCGCAGACCCGAACAAAUGCUACCGCGACUGGAACGCGAUCAUGCAGGCGAUUGAGAACCGGGAUCUGGCGCUGCUGAAGCUCCUCAUUGAGAAGGGGGGCCCUGUGGACUUUAAGCAGAUGGAUGAGACGGGGAGGACGGUGUUGGAUAUGGUUGAGAGUGAUGGGUGGGCGGAGGGGAGGGAGGUUCUUGUGGCUGGACGGACUUGA